AAACAAAACUUGGAUUGUGUCUUUAGGGAUGAUGCUGAAAUCCCUAACCUAAAAUUCCCCUCCCUGAUGGCUUUACCAGAGGUUGGGUUGAGACUGCUCCUUUCACCCGUUACUUCCAACCUUCUUCUCCGCACAGCAUGCUGUUCAAUAGGGCUUGCGCUUCCCGUGUAUUCCACGUUUAAAGCUAUUGAGAACAAUGACCCAUAUGAGCAACAAAGGUGCCUAUUGUAUUGGGCAGCUUAUGGUUCUUUUAGUGCUGCAGAAAUGUUUGCUGAAAAAUUAUUUUCCUGGAUUCCACUCUAUCAUCACAUGAAGUUUGCAUUUCUUGUUUGGCUACAGCUGCCCACUCUUGAUGGUGCAAGACAAAUGUAUUCUAGUCACUUGCAGCCAUUCCUGUUGAAGCAUCAAGCUAGAAUGGAUCUGAUUGUUGAAUUUGUGUAUGGUGCAAUGAGUAAAAUUAUUAGUGCAUACAAACCAGAAUUGGAGCUUGCAAGAACUCUUGCAGUGAAGUUUUUAAUGACAGCAACUCAGAUGAUUAGGAAUUUCAUUCAUCCAGUUGGGAGGGAGUUAAAUGACAUUGAACCCCAAAAGAGGCAGGUUCAGGAUUCAGAAUCAGAAGAAGAGUAAUACAUGUUUUCUUCUCUUCUCAUUAUAACAAUAAAACCUUAUUCCCCUAAGUGAGGUUGAUUAUAUGGAUCACAUGAAGUCAUUGGGCACGAUUAGUUAAAGGAAAAAAUUAGGCCGGCUAGUUUUUAAUGAACGAAUGUAAUGAUUUGCAUGUGGUUCUGAGUUUUGAUUAUUAGUUCUGAUAAUUUUUUUAGUUUUAUUUAUUUUCUUGAUUUUCACUCGCUAUACAUAUUUGAUGUAAAUACUGAUUUUCGUAGCAGUUGUCUUGGGAGUAUUAUAGACUUAUAGUAUUAUAGAAGUACAUAGUUAGGACCACGUUUAUGCUUGCUGACCUGUAAGCAUCGAACAACCAUAUGAUUAUACUUUAUGUAUUUUAUGCUGGUGAUUUUCGACAAACAGUAUUGUGAAUGUUUGAGGAUUCAUCAUUCAUAUAUUAUUGUUCUUUUUUUGACAGA
Molecule: messenger RNA, 1082 nt
Organism: Glycine soja
Lineage: Eukaryota; Viridiplantae; Streptophyta; Magnoliopsida; Fabales; Fabaceae
Product: HVA22-like protein k
Exons: 8
Coding region: 67-627 (186 amino acids)
Source: RefSeq, a predicted model, not a curated record